AAGUAGCAGGAACCAUGGGAUAAAGUCUUGAAACCGUCGAAGCGGCGGUAAUUGAGUUCCCAGUUCAAGUUCUCCCAAGGAGUAACCUGUCGCUGCCAUUUUCCUCAAUUAACUGCAUCAAACCGCAAGCUCAAAAAAAAAAAAAAAAAAAAAAAAAAAAAAAAAAAAAAAAAAGAAUAGAAAAAGAAAAAGCUGCAUCAAACCACAAAUAACGACAUGACGGAGGACGGUGGUUCUAAGAUCUCUUCCGAGGACGCCUCACAAACCAGGCAAAGAAAGAAGAGAAAGUGGGAUCAACCUGCAGAGUCCUUGGCUUCAGCUGGUUUAGCAGCACCCGGAGUCCUCCCGCUGGGCAGCAUGGGACCCCUCGGAGUGAUUGCGCUUCCUGGUGUGGCUCCAAUCUCCGCUUCACUUCUAACAAAUUUGCUUCCUGCUAGCCAUGCAACAGUACCCCAGGUGCUUCAGGCAUCUUCAAUACAACACACUGCCACCAUUGCUUUAAAACCAAAGAUCCAAGAUGAAUUAAUAGCACGAGAAAUUGUCAUAAAUGAUGCCGAGUCGUCUGUUCGUUACAAGCUCACAAAACGCCAGACACAGGAGGAGAUCCAAAAGUUGACUGGUGCUGUAGUUAUAACUAGGGGAAAGUAUCAACCACCAAAUGCACCACCUGAUGGGGAGAAGCCGCUAUAUCUUCACAUAUCUGCAGGGGUUCAUUUAAAAGAUACAGCUGAACGGAUACUAGCAGUUGAUCGUGCAGCUGCCAUGGUUGAAGAAAUGCUGAGACAAGGUCAUAUUUUACAGCCAGCUCCUUCCACUUUUCAUCUGGCUUUGAACAUUGGAGUGAAGGCACUGAGCGCAUGUGUGUUUCUGGGAUUUGACCCAGACCCAUCAUUGAACAUCGCUGCUCGUAUACGUGGACCAAAUGACCAGUAUAUAAAUCACAUUAUGAAUGAAACAGGGGCAACUGUCUCGCUACGAGGUUGUGGUUCAGGGGACCCUGAAGGCACACAGGGAGAAGAAGGGCAGCAACCACUGCAUUUAUUCUUGUCAAGCAAUAAUCCAAAAAGUCUUGAAGAUGCUAAGCAUUUGGCUGAAAACUUGUUGGAUACAAUCAGUGCAGAGUGUGGCACAUCUAGGGUUUCAUCAUGUAAGGUUUAUAGUGCUGUUCCACCCCCACAGCAGGUUUACAGUGCUGUUCCUCCUCCACAGCAGUUAUUGGCUGGAGUUCAGAGUGCCGGGAACGAAUUAGCAGUAAAUAUAAGUUCUGCUGCUGGUUUGAUGGCUACAACUAUGGGUUCUACACCAACUUCCCUUGUUUCCCCACUUGGUGUCCCUGGGCUUCCUCCUGUCUUUUCUCAAGGGACAGUAUCACAAUCUGGUGGGUAUUUACACUCUGGGCAGUCUCAAGGAAAUGUGGUUGGGUAUUCCCAGCCUUUAAUAUCUGGUGGAACGAGCUAUAGCGGAUAUGGUGGGAUAUAUCCUCAAGCCACACCCUUGCAACAAGUUGCCCUGGCACUUAGGCAGCUACCUUCUCCUGUCACUCCUGGAAUGGCAACACCAGUACCAAGCAAAGAGAAGUCAAGUGCAAGCUCCAAUCCUGAGAAGGAGAAACGGCCUCCACAGAGGCGAAAGUUUCAGGAAUUACCAGCUGGCUCAAUGUAUACUGCAAAAUCCCAUCAGGGUUCAGAAUUUUUAAAGCCUGCUGAGUCAUCAGCUGAUUUCGGUGUGAGAGAUGUAUCAACUAUGCCGGCCCCAAAGAAGUUGGUCCAGCCAUCAUUCAGUGGAAUGCCACCUCCCGGGCCAAGAAUUAUGCCCCCACCACCACCACCACCACCACCUCCGCCAAAGUUUACUUUGUCAACGCAUGCUAUUAAAGGGGAUGACAAGAAUAAUAUUCUGAAUAAAACAAAGUCAGAUUCUGUUCCUGUUAUUUCAGAUACUUUGUUCAAGCUUAUGGAAUAUGGAGAGGAGGAUGACGACCCUGAGGAAAACUACGAAGAACCGCCUAGUGGCAGCUCCAGUGCAGUAGCAGCUCGAAAGCCCUUCUGGGCUUUAUAAAUUAUAGGCCAUGUAGAUUGAUCUAUUGUUGGCAAUGAGAAGGACUCGGUUUGAGUGUAUGUUAAGUUCACGGUGAGUAAGAUGUAGCCUUCCCAGCGUGGUCGGUUUGUCUGAAGCUAUUGGUGCAAGGAUGUUGGGAUGUGAGACUGCUUGUUGAGUAGCAAUUUGGAUUUUAAGAUCUCUUGCUUAUGGACGUCAUUGGUGGCUUGGCAGGCCACGAGAAGAUCUCUGGUGCAUUCUUGUUACAAUGUGAGUAUAGGUGUUCAUUAAUAUGCUUUGUGCAAAUAGGAAUAUCUUCGAAUCAAUUGGUAAUGUCAUUUGCUGUAA
This is a messenger RNA of Juglans microcarpa x Juglans regia, 2385 nucleotides long. RefSeq names its product protein RIK. Bases 217 to 2058 code for a protein of 613 amino acids. The record is from RefSeq and is a predicted model, not a curated record. NCBI's taxonomy places the organism in Eukaryota, Viridiplantae, Streptophyta, Magnoliopsida, Fagales, Juglandaceae. The transcript has 12 exons. Gene Ontology annotation, molecular function: RNA binding. Gene Ontology annotation, cellular component: nucleus.